AUGGCGUCGAAGCUGCUGACGCCAGCAGAUCGCAUACGCGAGCUCAACGAGAUCAGUGGCGGCAUAGCAGAAAUGUUGAAUCACAUGGGUCAAGCUAUCAACGCACUCGCGCCGAGCCCACAGAGCGACAACGAGAACAUCGAAACGCGUAAGGAGACCUUUGAGCAGGAGUCACGUGCAGCAUAUGUCGCGAUCCAGGCCUUCAAUGCUCGCAUGAAGCGACAGGCUUAUGCGUUGGAGGAGGCCGGCAUCAUCCUCGCCAAAGCGCCAGUCUUGUCUGCUACCAGCACGCGGGAACAGGAGCAGAGCAGGCCCAACGGUCCACCUGGGAGAUCUGGGCAGAGCGGCGUGCCUCCCGCUCCACCUGCAAAAGAAGUCGACAGGAUCACUAAUGGUGGACUGGGUAAUUUAGAUGUGGGAUGGUUGAACAGUAGAGGUAACAAGGUGGGUGUGGAGAAUGAGGCAGAGCUGCUGCAGGAGGCGAAAGCGCUGUUAGAACAAGAACUGGAGAGGAGAAGUGCGACGAUGGAGACUGGUUGA
Molecule: messenger RNA, 540 nt
Organism: Recurvomyces mirabilis
Lineage: Eukaryota; Fungi; Ascomycota; Dothideomycetes; Mycosphaerellales; Teratosphaeriaceae
Exons: 1
Coding region: 1-540 (179 amino acids)
Biological process (GO): regulation of transcription by RNA polymerase II
Cellular component (GO): mediator complex
Molecular function (GO): transcription coregulator activity
Source: RefSeq, a predicted model, not a curated record